This is a messenger RNA of Oncorhynchus gorbuscha (pink salmon), 4561 nucleotides long. RefSeq names its product SH3 domain-binding protein 5-like. Gene Ontology annotation, biological process: intracellular signal transduction; negative regulation of protein tyrosine kinase activity. NCBI's taxonomy places the organism in Eukaryota, Metazoa, Chordata, Actinopteri, Salmoniformes, Salmonidae. Bases 333 to 1613 code for a protein of 426 amino acids. The record is from RefSeq and is a predicted model, not a curated record. Gene Ontology annotation, molecular function: protein kinase inhibitor activity. Gene Ontology annotation, cellular component: cytoplasm. The transcript is spliced from 10 exons.
UCAUUAAACUCACUCACUCACUCUCCCGGUCGCUGUCUCUGUCCGGAAGGUUGCUUUCAGCAAAACCGCCUGUUGGGAUUCAUUUCAGUGGUGAGCUACAAACAGACACGCUUUCCUGCCGUUUUCUGUCUAUCCCGGACGUCUGUAGUAUAUUCGUGUGUUUGCGAGCCUGCUGUGUGUUUAUUCUAUUAUAACGGAAUACACUCGAAUCUUCUCCCUGUGAAGAAAGAGGCGACGGACCGCCUGAACUCAACUAGCCGCUAAAGUAUCAUCUCGGUGGGGGUCUUGUUUUGUGUUUAACGGAGGACCCUGGUUCUGAGAACCCCCACAAAAUGGAGAAGUUAGAGAAGGGAAUCAAGCCAGUGGAAGAGUGUGAAUCUCCCGAGGACGAAGUGGUUGACCCCCGGAUCCAGGGGGAGUUGGACAAGUUGAACCAGUCCACAGAGGACAUCAACCGCUGGGAGACAGAGCUGGAGGACUGUCGUCAGAGGUUCCGCGCGGUGCUGGUGGAAGCCACGGUGAAGCUGGAUGAGCAGGUGAAGAGGAUCGGCAGAGCUGUAGAAGACUCCAAACCUUACUGGGAGGCCAGGAGAGUGGCCAGACAGGCCCAGCUGGAGGCCCAGAAGGCGACAGGUGAGUUCCAGCGUGCGGUGGAGAUCCUGGGGGCGGCUAAAGAGACCAUCGCCCUAGCAGAGGAGAGACUCCUGGAGGAGGACAGCAGACAGUUUGACUCAGCCUGGCAGGAGAUGCUUAACCACGCCACCAACAGGGUGAUGGAGGCGGAGAUGACGAGGACUCGUAGCGAAUUAGAGCACAGAAAGACGGCGAACCACUACAACGCCUGCAUCAGUCAUAUGAGACAGCUCGAGAAGAAACUCAAACGCACCAUCAACAAGUCCAGGCCAUAUUUUGAACUGAAGGCGAAAUACUACCUAAAACUGGAGCAACUAAAACGUUGCGUAGACGAGCAUCAGGCGAAACUGACCGUCGCCAAGGCAGAAUACCGCACAGCGCUGCGCAACCUAGAGACCAUCUCAGAGGAGAUCCACGCCCGGCGACGCUCCAUCACCAUGGGAACCAGAGGGAGGGGCGUGGGGGCCGAGGGCGAGGGAGGCCAUGAGGACAUUACCAACUUCAAGAUGGAGUCAGACGGACUGUCCAUGGUGUCUGUGACGUUUGAUGAAGAAGGAGGAUCAGAGGAAGAGACAGAAUCACACUCCACUUCCGCUCCCCUCGACAUGACCUCCUCCUCCCAUCAUCCCUCCUCCUCCUUCUUCACCCCCUCUGCCCUCUCUCUCCUCUCCUCGUCCUGUCCCAGUACCAUGGAGGGACCCAGUCCUGGCGGCUGGCUAAGCCCAGAGUCGAGGUGUGGUUCAGGGCAUGACUGUACUCACCUCGGCCCCCGUUCCCAGUGCAGUGGGGCCUCCUCCCCAGACCCAGACUGCGACCAAGAGAGAGGGGACAGAGCAGAGGGAGCAGAGCAGAAGUCGGGUCUGGGUAAGCUGACCCUGACCAUAACACACCCACUGCAUCCCGGGAAGGAUGACCCCAAAGGUGACCCUAAGACGACCUCUAGCCCCGCUCCCAUCAUCCUCCUGGCCAACAGUGAAUAACGGACAGAAGACUUCACCUCUCACAUCGUAUCAUUGACUCAUGACCUUUAAACCUGAACUCUGAACUAUGAGGCUUUCUAUGGACUUAAGUGUUUAUGUUCACCCCAGAGGGAAAUCUGAAAUCAGCCCCUAUUCCAUACAUAGGAAAUAAAGAAUAGUGGAAAUCAGUGGAGGCUGAUGGGAGGAGCUAUAGGAGGACGGGCUCAUUGUAAUGGCUGGAAUGGAAUGAAUGGAACAGAGUCAAACAUGUGGUUUUCAUGUUUGAUACCGUUCCAUUACAAUGAGCCCGUCCUCCUAUAGCUCCUCCCAUCAGCCUCCACUGGUGGAAACAGGGUGCCAUUUUGGAUCUUGUCCAGAACUGAUGGGGAGGAAUCUGGAAGGGGAAGUCAACAUGAUGGAUACCUGGGGAUUGUGGGGGAGCAUAGCCAGCCCAGUCGAUGGUCAACUCCUUAAAAGAUUCGAAGGAAGGGUGUGAAAGAGGCAUUGCUAUGGCUGCAUCCUGUCACAAAUGGUGCACUUCCACACAUCCUGUCAUGGACUUCAAAACAAUGGAAGGGAGUUUCCACUAUUGGUAAUUGUUGGAAUAACCCUGGAGAGAGAUGUUGACUGUUGACUUGUGGUCUCAGUGGGGAUGUGAGAAAGAGGUUAAUGUGGUCUCAGAGGGGAUUCCCCAGAGGGGAUGUGAGACAGAGGUUAAUGUGGUCUCAGUGAGGAUUCCCCAGAGGGGAUGUGAGACAGAGGUUAAUGUGGUCUCAGUGAGGAUUCCCCAGAGGGGAUAUGAGACAGAAGUUAAUGUGGUCUCAGAGAGGAUGUGAGACAGAGGUUAAUGUGGUCUCAGUGGGGAUGUGAGACAGAGGUUAAUGUGGUCUCAGAGGGGAUUCCCCAGAGGGGAUGUGAGACAGAGGUUAAUGUGGUCUCAGUGAGGGUUCCCCAGAGGGGAUGUGAGACAGAGGUUAAUGUGGUCUCAGUGAGGAUUCCCCAGAGGGGAUAUGAGACAGAAGUUAAUGUGGUCUCAGAGAGGAUGUGAGACAGAGGUUAAUGUGGUCUCAGAGGGGAUGUGAGGCAGAGGUUAAUGUGGUCUCAGAGGGGAUGUGAGACAGAGGUUAAUGUGGUCUCAGAGGGGAUUCCCCAGAGGGGAUGUGAGGCAGAGGUUAAUGUGGUCUCAGAGAGGAUGUGAGGCAGAGGUUAAUGUGGUCUCAGUGGGGAUGUGAGACAGAGGUUAAUGUGGUCUCAGAGGGGAUGUGAGACAGAGGUUAAUGUGGUCUCAGUGAGGAUGUGAGACAGAGGUUAAUGUGGUCUCAGAGGGAUUCCCCAGAGGGGAUGUGAGACAGAGGUUAAUGUGGUCUCAGAGGGGAUGUGAGACAGAGGUUAAUGUGGUCUCAGUGGGGAUGUGAGACAGAGGUUAAUGUGGUCUCAGUGGGGAUGUGAGACAGAGGUUAAUGUGGUCUCAGAGAGGAUUUCCCAGAGGGAACAACAGAAGGACAGACACACUGUGACAUCACACCACUGAACCCUAGACUUAUGAUCCCUGAUCCCACAGCACGUGUGGUUCCUCAAUUAAAAGUUUCAAGUUUAUGCCGGAACCGUUUGUGGUCGACGGUGGCAGAUUGUGGUAAAUUGCAUCAUUCUGUCAUUGCACCACACUAUCACAAGGGGGAGUUAGAGCGCUGAUUUUGAUUUCUCUCCCUCUAAAAACAGAUAGAAAUAAUUCUAAAUGACAAACUGGCUUCAUUUACCACGGUGUGAAAGGCGGACAGCCCCUCUAUAUAGAGUUUCUGAAACACAGAGUCCUUCUUUGCUGAUGUGAAGAAGAAGAAACUGAAUGAAAGAGAGUCCAGUGAGGAUCGGGAGGGAAAAAGGUUUCCCAAGUCCUGAGCUAUUUUUUUAUUAACCCUUAUUUUACCAGGUAAGUUGACUGAGAACACGUUCUCAUUUACAGCAACGACCUGAGGAAUAGUUACAGGGGAGAGGAAGGGAGGGAUCAAUGAGCAAAUUUUAAGGGACGUUCUCUUGAUAAGUGUGAAUUGGACCAUUUUCCUGUACUUUUGGGUAUCAGGUAGUAAAAAGUACAUUAUUUUCUUUAGGAAUGUAGUGAAGUAGAAGUAAAAGUUGGCAAAAAUAUAAAUUGUGAAAGUACAAUAAAACGACUUAGAACGUUAAAGUAUUUUUACUUACUUACUUUUACACCACUGUCUCUGAUAUUGGGUCCAGUACAUCUCUUGAUGAUUUCUUCCUCAAAGAACUCUCGAGCCACGAUGAGGAGGCAACAGUGAAUUAUUGUGGAACACAUUGCAGUUUGUGAGGUGUAGGCUACAAUAUUUGAUGUAACUAUUUGCUUUGUAAAUAGCUAAACCUACCAUCAAAAAUCAAAUAGGAUAGGAUAAGUAAUCCCUCUCACCCCCCCCCCUUUAAGAUUUAGAUGCACUAUUGUAAAGUGACUGUUCCACUGGAUGUCAUAAGGUGAAUGCACCAAUUUGUAAGUCGCUCUGGAUAAGAGCGUCUGCUAAAUUACUUAAAUGUAAAUGUAAAUGUAAAUAUGGGCCUGGUCCCUGUCGAGAAAUUGCCUCCCCCCACAAAUGGAGUUUGAGGGGAUGCUUGGGACUCGGCUUGCUUGAUCUUCUUCCUUUUGUUCUGUAGCAAUUUUGAGGAAAUUGCUCAAGGGCCACGGUUGAUUAUUCCGUGGAGAUGACGUUAUUGAAUGCCUCGCCAGCUUCGAUCCAUGCCUGGGCCUUCAGCACGCAACGUUCUUUGUUUGUCAGACAAUCAUUGGGUCGAAACUACAGAGCAGAACAAAACAAGAGAACACACAUGGUUAAUGUUCUGUAAAUGUUGUUAUAUAUAUAUACAGAACCGGUCAGAAGUUUGGACACACCUACUCAUUCAAGGGUUUUUCUUUAUUUGUACUAUUUUCUACAUUGUAGAAUAAUAGUGAAGACAUAAAAACUUUG